AUGGGUAGCGGCAGUAGCUUCAGGGUUAGCUCCAAGGUUUCUCAAAUCCUUACAUUAAUGUUUUGGUAUUUACAUUUUGCAUUUUGUGGAUAUAACAUCUGCAAAUUUGACCUGCCAUAUCUUAUUGAGAGAGCUCAAGCCUUGAAAAUAGCAGAAUUUCCUAUUUUGGGCCGUAUCAGGAACAGUAGGGUCCGAGUAAAGGAUACAACUUUUUCAUCUAGACAGUAUGGAACCAGAGAAAGUAAAGAAGUUGCUGUAGAAGGGAGAGUUCAGUUUGAUCUGCUCCAGGUUAUGCAAAGAGACUACAAAUUAAGUUCUUAUUCUUUGAAUUCUGUUUCAGCACACUUUCUUUCUGAGCAGAAAGAGGAUGUUCACCAUUCUAUCAUAUCUGAUCUUCAGAAUGGAAAUGCAGAAACUAGGAGGCGCCUUGCUGUGUAUUGUUUAAAGGUUCAUAUUUUGAUUUGUUUCUCUCGUAGUAUGCUUUGUGCAACUACCAUUUGGUCUGCAUUUUAG
Molecule: messenger RNA, 513 nt
Organism: Arachis ipaensis
Lineage: Eukaryota; Viridiplantae; Streptophyta; Magnoliopsida; Fabales; Fabaceae
Source: RefSeq, a predicted model, not a curated record